Messenger RNA from Aspergillus candidus, 1626 nucleotides. RefSeq names its product carnosine N-methyltransferase family protein. The coding region runs from base 109 to 1347 and encodes 412 amino acids. The transcript has 2 exons. The record is from RefSeq and is a predicted model, not a curated record. Lineage: Eukaryota; Fungi; Ascomycota; Eurotiomycetes; Eurotiales; Aspergillaceae. Gene Ontology annotation, molecular function: S-adenosylmethionine-dependent methyltransferase activity.
CGCAAUCGGUGUGCUCUGGACACAUCGCUGCUUCAAUAAGAUAAUCUGGCAAAGUUGAAGCGAAUUGCAGUGCUCUCACUAUCUACAGUGUGAUCAUUCAUCCUCAUCAUGACUGUCUAUCCCCCCACCGACGACUCGGAAACUCGUAGCUGGGCUGGGGAUUAUGAUCCAUUGUCCGAUCCAGAGGACCGGCGAGUGCUCUUUGCGGCUCUAGAUUCAUUCAGGCAAUACCGGAGAACAGCCCACGCCAACACCACCCACCGGCGACGCCAGGCGUUCUAUGCACUCCCGCCUGCACACUUGCAAAUGCUGUCAGAGCCGCCGUUCUCCCUGCUGGACAAAUUCAACCGCGUGGAUGAGGCCAUCGAUGUGAAUGCCGAUAUUGCAGACGCCAUUCUCGCCACGGGCCUCGCCUCCUUUGAGAUCGAGGAGAGUAGUGACCCUACCGAUGGUAGUCGGAAGUGGCGGGAAACUGCCACAUCUUCGGACGUCAACAAGGCAUAUUCGACCAUUCGUCAAUUCUACCGGGACUGGAGCGCCGAGGGGGCAGUGGAACGCGAGAUCUGCUACGGCCCGGUGCUCCGCGACCUUAAGGAGGAAUUCGCCAAGGAAAAUGCCACGGAGGAAGAGAUCAAGGUCUUAGUGCCUGGUGCCGGUCUCGGGAGAUUGGUCUUUGAGAUCUGUUGCGCGGGGUUUGCCGCGGAGGGCAAUGAAAUCUCGUACCAUCAAUUGCUGGCCAGCAGCUGGGUCUUAAACCACACGUCCGGCCCGCAACAACAUACGCUGUAUCCCUUUGCGCUGCAAUUUUCCAACCUCCAGUCGCGCGAACAACAACUCCAAACGGUGCAGAUCCCGGACAUCCAUCCUGGAGCGGCAAUGUAUGAAUCCCUCCAAGAAGGUGGGCAAUUCGGGACGAUGAGCAUGUCUGCGGCCGACUUUGUGGUGCUCUACAGCAGCCCAUCCAACAAAGAACAAUACGACGCCGUCGCCACCGUCUUUUUCAUCGACACCGCACCCAACCUCAUCCGCUACGUCGAGACUAUCCACCACUGCCUGAAGCCGAACGGCCUCUGGGUCAACGUGGGUCCCCUCCUGUGGCAUUUCGAGGACGUCGACCACCGCGUGAACCAAUCCUCCCCGCCCGAGGGGAAACCCCAGGGGAUCGAGGAGCCCGGGAGGGUGGAGCUCACCGAAGAGGAAGUGUUUGCUUUGAUUGAGCGCAUGGGAUUUGUGAUUGAAAAACGGCAGCCGGAAGAUGAGCGACCGCUAUGUGGGUACAUCCAGGAUCCCCGUAGUAUGCGGCAGAGCCUCUAUCGGCCGUCCCACUGGACAGCGCGGAAGAAAUGAAUAAACCUGUCUCCCUUUCUUUUCUAUUAUGAACGCAUCCUGCGAUGACCCAUCACGUCUAUCAAACAGCAUCAUAUCAAGCCUUUCCAACAUGUUUUAUCUCAUUUGUCCACCAGCAUCACGUGAAGAUAUUCUUUUCCUACUUGUGAGGUAUUUUGAAGCGGAUCCUUCGAUCCUGUUCUUCUUUCUUGGUCUACCUGUAUCACUCCGAAGUUUACAGCAUGUACUACCUAUUGGCAGGCUAUAGUUAGUUACACACACAAAGACAUUGGGGCUAUA